This is a messenger RNA of Oenanthe melanoleuca, 2833 nucleotides long. It is a transcript of the gene SLC35A3, whose product is annotated as solute carrier family 35 member A3. The record is from RefSeq and is a predicted model, not a curated record. NCBI's taxonomy places the organism in Eukaryota, Metazoa, Chordata, Aves, Passeriformes, Muscicapidae. Gene Ontology annotation, molecular function: UDP-galactose transmembrane transporter activity. Gene Ontology annotation, cellular component: Golgi membrane. The coding region runs from base 336 to 1388 and encodes 350 amino acids. The transcript is spliced from 8 exons. Gene Ontology annotation, biological process: pyrimidine nucleotide-sugar transmembrane transport.
UGGAGCAAGGUGACGUUGCAGGAGCAAGGAGCAAGGUCCACCAGUGAUCUACUGUGUUCUACUCGAUAAUCUUGUCUUUAAAAUAUCAUUUUAAUGCAGUUAAAUUUUUCAUUAUUUUUAAGAUUAAGAUUUUUUUUUAAUAUAAAUAGAGAAAUUGGAAAUACUGCCUGAAGGAAACCUUCAUGUGAAAAAAAUCUUUGUUCUUCAAUUUCUGCUACAAGAGUAAGGAAAAAACUUUGCUAGAGGAUUUGGUUUUAACCACACUUCUGGAGAAGUGCACAAGCUCCAAGCACAGUUUUGGUUUUUUUUUCAUAGUGUACUUAGUGCACUUUAUAAUGUCUCCAGGAAGAAAAAGGAGUAACAAACAGGAAAACAAAAGAAAGAGCAAGAAAGGAAAAAGUGAAGACAUGUCUGCCAAUUUAAAGUACCUUUCCUUGGGCAUCCUGGUUUUUCAGACCACAAGUUUAGUGUUGACCAUGCGCUAUUCCCGGACACUGAAAGAAGAAGGACCUCGUUACUUGUCCUCUACUGCAGUAGUUAUUGCUGAACUUCUGAAGAUUUUGGCCUGUGUUCUAUUAGUCUACAAAGACAGCAAAUGCAAUUUACGGACUCUGAACAGAGUGCUACAUGAUGAAAUCCUUAACAAACCCAUGGAAACUCUUAAACUUGCUAUUCCUUCAGGAAUUUACACUCUUCAGAACAACUUGCUAUAUGUAGCAUUGUCAAACCUAGAUGCAGCCACAUACCAGGUUACAUAUCAACUGAAAAUUCUCACCACAGCAUUGUUUUCUGUGUCCAUGUUGAGCAAGAAACUGGGUGUAUACCAGUGGCUGUCACUAGUAAUAUUGAUGACAGGAGUGGCAUUUGUACAGUGGCCUUCAGACUCUCAAGCAACACCUGCUAAGGAGCACUCAGCAGGAUCGCAGUUUGUAGGCCUGGUUGCAGUUCUCAUAGCGUGUUUUUCCAGUGGAUUUGCUGGGGUUUAUUUUGAGAAAAUUUUAAAGGAAACUAAACAGUCUGUGUGGAUCAGGAACAUUCAGCUUGGAUUUUUUGGUAGCAUAUUUGGACUGAUGGGUGUUUACAUUUAUGAUGGAGAACAGCUGUCAAAGAAUGGAUUUUUUCAAGGAUACAAUAAACUUACUUGGGUGGUGGUGAUUCUACAGGCACUUGGAGGGCUGGUGAUUGCUGCUGUUAUAAAAUAUGCAGACAACAUUUUAAAGGGAUUUGCAACUUCUCUCUCUAUUAUACUGUCAACAUUGAUCUCCUAUUUCUGGCUGCAAGAUUUUGUCCCUACAAGUGUCUUCUUCCUCGGAGCCAUCCUUGUAAUAGCAGCUACUUUUCUAUACGGUUAUGAUCCCAAACCUGCAGGAAAUCCUAUUAAGGCAUAGCAGACUUCCUCAUCAACCUGCUCCUCGAGAUCAUGCACUGGGGGCCUUGCUGGCACUGGCAUGUGGGAGGUGUCACUGUGCACUGCAAGGGAAGGAUGGCUGCCCUGAAUGUAUUGAAGAAAUGCUGAUGAGUAGUUCUGAACAGCCAGAGGGGUUACAGGUGGAGGGUGAUGCUGUCUGUGACUGAUGGGGGCGGGAAAUGUCAGGGGAAUGCCCAGUGCAACUUGCUAAUAAAAACUUGAAAGGAACCAAAAGUUUCCAAGAAACUACAAUUAGGAAUGUUUACAGCUUUGACUGAGAUUGCAUCAAAAGAAUUACUCUAUUGACUGCUGCAGAAAUAUGUCCUAUGCACUCUUUGAAAGAGCACACGACAACAUUGUCAGAUUGUAUGUUUUUGCGAUUCGAUUCUAUUUAAUCUUAGUAAAUAUGUUUUUAACUGUUUGUCUAUUUACGUGAAAUGAGCUGAACGUCAUAGUUCUAAAGUGAUGGUUCUAAUUAGGUACUCCUUAUUAAAACUGUGAAAAUUGAAGUAUGAUUGGAAGACAUUUUCACAAUAUCAAAUACUUUUAUUUUUUUAGAAGGCUGAUUUAAGAGCAGAAAUAUGUUAUUAAAUUAUAUUAUAGUUCUGUUGCUUCUAUAAAACUAUUGUAAAAAUGUUAACAUUCUCACUGAAGUACAAAGGGAGGAAUACUCCAGCCUUCAUCAGCCUGUGGUGUUGGAGCAGAUGGAGUAACUCUGGGAACACCAGCCGGAGGUUACCACGCUAACCUGGGAGCAGGAGUAGGGUUAUGAUGGGUGCUUGCUCAGAUGUAAUGUUCUUUCUUGUUGUUUUAUUGAUUAUAAAUCAGCUUUUUGGUAGAACCUUAAAAGUAGUUUUUGUGCUUUAAAUAGCCUCUGAAGUUUUUUUAAGACCAUGAUUUAAAAAAGCAAGGAGCCCAUAAUAAGCAUUUUAAAGGCAUUAUCAUUGUCUGUAACAGCUCUAUCUGGAGUUAUUAUGGUUUGGCAUCUAAAUACUGUACUGUACUUUAUUACGGAGGUGUUUUUUAAACAAGUGUUGUUUACUCAUGAACUCUUCCAGGUUUUUUCUGUAUAUUUCUAUGUAAUGGCUUAAUUAGAGUUUUGGUGGGGUUUUUUUAAAUUAUUAUUAUUUUGUUCUGGGAGUCCUUGAACCAACAGACCAAAAUGGGUUCUCUGAAUCUAUUUGUUCUAGUGGUGGAAUUACUUUAAUAGGAAAUAUAAUUAAAAAGCAAUUAAUUGUGCAAUAGGUAAAUAUAAUGCAUGCUGUAAUUCUGUCUCAAACAACAACAAGAAGAAAACUUCGCAAAGAAACCUUGCUGCAGUUAGAUCAGUUAUACUGUUAUGAACACUUCACUUGAAGUAUUUGCAUAUAGUCAGAAACACUAAAAAAUCUGGAACUAAUAAACAAAAAAGCUGUCUAAAAAUCA